Pieris rapae (cabbage white) is the source of this 4663-nucleotide messenger RNA. RefSeq lists its product as uncharacterized. The record is from RefSeq and is a predicted model, not a curated record. The transcript is spliced from 13 exons. The coding region runs from base 127 to 4014 and encodes 1295 amino acids. Lineage: Eukaryota; Metazoa; Arthropoda; Insecta; Lepidoptera; Pieridae.
UUUUCAAUGAACCGACUUAUUAAAGAUCAUUCAUAGUUAUAGGUAUCUUCAAUCGUGUAUUAUUUUGUUUUGUGACGAUUUUCACCAUGUGAAUUGAUUUGUAUAUAUUUUCAAAUGAAAUAAAAAAUGGAUAAUGAUGGAAGGAAAUGCAGAAAAACGAAACUUGUUCCACGUGAAAUAAAUGAAUCCGACGAAGAAAUUUUUGCAUUGCAGAGUGUUGUGGAGAGUACAUUAGCGAGAAUUAAAAAACCAUGUAAAAAAAGCCUACCUGCCGUAGCUCCUGCUACUCAAUCUUUUCAAACAAACACAAACUCCAUUCGGGAAGUAAAUCAAGACAGAAGUAAUAUUAUGCCUAUAAAUUUUGAUAUUAAAAUAGAAGUAGAGAAUUUUGACGAAAUUGCAAUAGAAAAACAGCAUGAAAUAAUAAGUUGGAGGGAAAUAGUGAAAAAAUCUACUGAAAUUUAUCUUCAAUCAAAUAAUAUAUGUGAUAAAAUACUGCAUGGACAGGUCCUCAACACAUGCAAACCGGACGUAAAAGUAUUACUAAAAACGCCUCACGAGAAACUAUUAGACCGAGCAUUCACGCGAUGGUGCGAUUGGGCCUCCCUCACAGAGGAACCCAAAGAUCCGCCUUUAUUCUACAAAUGCUACAUCUGCGAUAUGGCGUGGUGGCAUUUGGUACACUUCCGCGACCACAUACGAACCCACGAACCUUCGAGUCUCCGCGUCGUUCUAGAGAUGAAUGACUUCGUUGAGUGCAAUAUUGUCGCUUACUACACCAAAUCGGCGAACAAGUACAUCGCGAACAUAGAAGGAAAAUGCUGGAAAUGCGGCGAAAAGGCGUCCGAACAUACGAAAUUGAAGAACUGUGUCGGAUGUAAGAAACGGUUCUACACGUGCAGCAAGCUACGCCAACACCAGUGGUACUGCGAGGAGUUCAAGAAGAUGCAUCUGGACCUUUUCGCGUCAGCAGAGAAGAUAUUCAAAUGUCACCUGUGUCGGUUUUACUAUUUCAAAAAGGAGGACAGUAUAGAACACAUGAUACUGCGGCAUUCUGUGCGGUCGGAUGUGCCCAUACCGGGCUGUUCCGUUUGUGAGAAGUGCAAGGACCUGAUCUCAUAUGAAGAUGAUCAUGUUUGUGAAUCUAAAGGGUAUGUCAAGACGUGUGAUGCGUGUAAGAAAAGGGUCACCGAAAGCAGUGCUGCAGUUCAUCAGAUCGAAGGGAACUUCACCUGCUCUGUAUGCAAAGUGAAAAUAGUAAAGACUUGUUCAAUACAUCUCCACGCACUUCGUCAUACGAUGAACUAUGGAUUGGCGUAUAAGUGCCUCACCUGUAAUUUUUUUAUAAUCUUUGACUUGCAACAGAUAAAAAAACACAAAAUGUUUUAUCAUUCCAAUCGCGAUUUUGAUUAUGAUCUUAUAUCCGUCCCGAAAACCAUAGUGGAUAGAUUAAAGUCUACGCCCACUAAAAAUGAUUCACCGGUUGAUCAUCAAAGUCAAAGAAAUAGUUUUCCAUUGUCUCAUGAUAUUCAAGAUGUAGUGAAUGAUUCAGACGAUGAUGAUGUUAUCAUUGUUGAUGAUGUGCCUGAAGUGAUUGUUAUACCAUCAGAUGAUGUACCUAACGAUGAUCUCCCUUGUGUCAUUGCUAAUAUUAAAUCCGAACCACUUGAAAAUGAAAUACAAAUAUCUAAAACAAAAAUUACUGUUGAUAAUCCACAAAGUGAUUUCGAUAUUAAAACGAUGGUAAUCCAAAUACCUAAGGACCCAAAAGGCGUAUUUAAAUGGAUUUCAGAAGGAGAUAUAAUUAAUGAUGAUAAUGAAUUAAGUAUUGAUGAAAUUAAAAGGGAACCUAAUAGUGAACCGAAUGGAAUAGCCAUGGAAUCUUCACUUGGAAUUAUAAAGACGACAAAUAAUGUAAAUAAAGUUAAUACACAUAGAACUCAGUAUGUACAUAGUAAAGAAACAUCAAACGGGCAAACUGUAAAAGCUUCUCCGGUAGAUAUCACAAAGUCAUUGAUUAAUAUUAAAAAAUCAAUGGAUAUUACAUAUAAAGAAAUGGAACACAUGAAAAAAUAUAUAAAUAAUUCAAGCAGAAAUCAGACAGAAGUCGAUGUAGAAAAAAUUCUACCAUUGGCGUUUGUAAAAAGGAAUUGUUCGCAAAGCUCUGAAGAGAUACAGAAAAUUCAAAAACCGAAUAAAAUUAAAAAAUUGAGACAGUACAAACCUAAGUUGAAACAGACUGUACUAACGAACAUUUCACAAAAUUCAGAAACAGAUAUGAAAAUCGAAGUUAUCAAAAGUGUAAACGUGAUGGAGAAAGAAGAACUAAUAACAGUCGACCUAAGUGAUACAGAAUUGAAUACGCAAAACCCAGAAGAAGCACCGGCAAAUAUAACUAAACAUUUAGAACAAAUCACUUCAAAUGAAUCCGAAGUUACGGACCCGAAAGAAGAAAAAAUUGUAGAGAGGGUAGUUGAAAUUGAAGUCCCAUGGGACACUGUUCCAAUAAAGGAAGAAGCGGAUCCGGAAAUGGAUUUAAAACUAUCAGAUAUCAGAAGGAUAUAUCAUAUCGAUGUUAAUGUUGGUGAAAACGAAAUUGAUGUUAAGCGAGAAAUUAAUGAAUUUGAUUUAACGGGACAAAGUGAGAAUUGGCACCAAGACACAUCUACUUAUAAUUCACAUCAUUCAAGUGAUGAUGAGUUUGAGAAUGAUUUAAUUACAAUCACACCGAAUGUAACUAUAAGUACUGGUAAUAAAGGGAACCGAACACACAGGCAAAAGAGAAAACUAUACAGCUGCAUCCGUUGUAACUUCAAAGGCGUGCACAGACUAUACAAACUACACAAACGAUACGAAUGUCGAAAAUCAAAUCGCCUUUAUAGUUAUCAUUGUUCGUUAUGUAAAAAAAGUUUUGAUUCUAUGUAUAAUUAUCUGUUGCACUUUGAAAAGCACGGCGUGCCGGAGUUGUUCUGCCCACAGUGCGGACAAAGGAGCCUAACCUUAAACUCUCUGAGCCUACACGUGAAGAUGCAUAUAAAGAGCCUCUUUGUUCCAUAUAGAUCUCUGGACGCUGAGGACACUAUGAAGACGCCAGUUUUAAAAUGCAAAGUGUGCGAUGCUGACGUCACGCGGCCGGAUUUCAUAAAUCACUGGGACACGCAUCUCGAUCUAAAAAAAUUAAAUAGGCGCCUCAAAUCAUCAGAGUUGGAACCGCAACUGUCCCGCGGGUUUCAGACAUUGGACCGAUUGGAUGAUGAUGAACUGGAUGUCAAUAAGGCUUUGGAUAUAUUCCUGAACCCGGAAAAAUUGAUGGAUGUGGAGAGAACGAAUUUCCGUGAAUGUGUUUUAUGUGCGAGGAAUUUUAAGAGACGUAAUGACUGCAAGCGUCAUUUAAUUGAGCAUUUUCUUAAAAAUGCCUACGCAAGCAAGAACCAGUUCAAUGGUUUGAAAUGUCAAAUUUGUGGGGACUUGUUCGACAAAAUUGAUAUGUUCAGGGGCCACAUGCGGUUGCAUGCAUGUCUUCCGGUGUACAAAUGCGAAAUAUGCAAUAGAACAUUUAGUGAUUCCAGUAACUUUUCCAAACAUAAGAAAGUUCACAAUUUCCAAAUAUUGAUCUGCGAUAUUUGCAAGAAGAAAUUCAAAAAUAAGGCCUAUCUUGCUAAACAUAUACAGGAACACGAAAUAACUCCUAUAAUAAAAUGUGACAAGUGUAAAAAAACAUUUGUCUGUAAAACAGCAUACAAGAAACACUACAGGGCAUACCAUUCAAUGAGUCACAGGUUUAGAUGUCAUCAGUGCGGUCAACUAUUUUCGACAAUGAGGGACAAAUGGGACCAUAUGUGGAAUGUACAUAGAGAAAGAGAGGUUGAGGCAGACUGCAAUUUAUGCGAUGCAAAAUAUCGGAAGAGGUCAGAUUUGAAACGACAUUUUGCGGCAGUGCAUAAACGGAGGACGACUGAUAUUAUCACAGAUGCCGAUAUCGAUGUUGUCAAUGUCAAGUCUGAACCAGAGUAGUUUUAUAUAUGUAUAGAAUAAUUUUUCGUUAGCUUAAUAAUCUGUGGAUAAAUUUGACAGUUCACUCUAUGGCUGGUGUGACCCAUAGUCAAUGAAUAAUUACUUCUCCAUCUACACGACACUGGCGAAGUACCUUGUGCCCAGAUGGCAAAUAAAAGCGAUAUUAAAAAAAAUACUAAUAUUUUAUUAUAAUAGGUACAUUUUAGUGUGACUACAUCUGACGGCCGUAUUGCGUUUAAGGUUUUUCAAACCUUACUAAUGUAUGAAGUUUGUAUAGAUUUUUAUCAGUGAUAGUUAUAUUUUUACAUUCCAUAGGACACAUUUUACAUACAAUGAACAUAAAAUAUAAAUUAUAAAUAAAAUAUUAAUUUCGACAUGUUAUUUGUUUUAGUUUAUCACUUAGCAGUGAAUUGACAAAGGCACACUGAGCACUGAAUAUUGUUUUACGGCCAAAAUUAUUUUUAAAUUUGAACUUCCUUGACAGUUGUAAGGACAUUUCUGAUCUCACACAGCUUUUAGUCAUUGUCAUGUGUGACAGCUGGAGACAUCUAGUUUUAUUAUCUAUGAACCUUAAAAACAUUAUAUAUAUAUAUAACAUAUAUAUAUAUAUAUAACAUAUAUUGAGCAUCUUGAAAUUCAUAUUUUUGUA